CCCGCCGGGCCGUGAUGCGAGGCGGCCCCGGGUCCUGGCGGAAGCGCGGAGACGCCCCUCGGGAGCAUGGCGGGUCUGUCCAGGGCGCCGCAGAGAGACCUUCCAUCAACUGAGAUAGGGAAGGCUGGGACUGAAGCAGGUUUCAGAGGAAGAGCAGGGUUCGGUUUUGGAUAUGUUGCUGUAAGAUGCCUCUUAGCCUAGCCCUGCCCCAGCAAUGGGCCACUUUUGCCCGAGUUUGGUAUCUCUUAGAUGGGAAAAUGCAGCCCCCUGGAAAGCUUGCUGCCCUGGCAUCGGUUAGACUUCAAGGAUUGCAUAAGCCUGUGUACCAUCAACUGAGUGACUGUGGGGAUCAUGUUGUCAUAGUGAACACAAGGCACAUUGCAUUUUCUGGAAACAAAUGGGAGCAAAAAGUAUACUCCUCACAUACUGGCUACCCAGGUGGGUUUAAUCAAGUAACAGCUGCUCAACUUCACCGGAAGGAUCCAGUAGCAAUUGUAAAACUAGCUAUUUAUGGCAUGCUGCCAAAAAACCUUCACAGAAGAACUCUGAUGCAGAGGUUGCAUCUUUUCCCAGAUGAAGAUAUACCAGAAGAUAUUCUUAAGAAUUUAACAGAAGAGCUUCCUCAACCACGAAAAGUACCCAGACGUCUAGAUGAGUACGCACAAGAAGAAAUAGAGGCUUUUCCAAGAGUGUGGUCUCCACCUGAGGAUUAUCGGCUGUAGGAGGAAGAAAAUUUCAGAAAAUAAUGGUGUGGUGCUUGAAACUCCUUCCUCAGGACAGGAUGAAGCAACAGCUGCCUUCUGACAGGAAACCUGCUCUGGGAGCUGAAAGUUUGUGGGGAAAGGUCGGGAAGGGAUAUUCCUCCAUUAGGAAAUUGCAGGAAAACGUUGUUUUAUAGGGCCCUUUUAUUGUGUAGUGCAACUUGAAUGUUGGAAACGGUAAAUAAAACUGCCCCUUACUCAG
This is a messenger RNA of Cervus elaphus (red deer), 963 nucleotides long. RefSeq names its product mitochondrial ribosomal protein L13 (gene MRPL13). Gene Ontology annotation, biological process: negative regulation of translation; translation. Lineage: Eukaryota; Metazoa; Chordata; Mammalia; Artiodactyla; Cervidae. Gene Ontology annotation, cellular component: ribosome; mitochondrial large ribosomal subunit. The coding region runs from base 186 to 722 and encodes 178 amino acids. Gene Ontology annotation, molecular function: mRNA binding; structural constituent of ribosome. The transcript has 8 exons. The record is from RefSeq and is a predicted model, not a curated record.